UUGACAUGUUUUGUUGAGACAAAACUGAAACUGAAACUGAUCUCCAAUUUUCAGUUUUCACCAACCACUUAAACAAAAUCGCCUUUUUUUUGUCUAAAAGAAAUUUUAAGAGAAACAAAACAGAAAAGAAACUGAUCUCCAACUUUCACCAACCACUUAAACAAAAUCGUUUUUUGCUUUUCUGUCUAAAAGAAAUUUAAAGAGAAACACAACAAAAAAAAUAAACUUGUGUCUCUGCAAAGCUCCAUCCUUUUGUGGGCGUUUGAGAGCCAUUGGGGAGUGGUUAAAAGUUAAAACUUUUAUGUCCACUUGAAACCUUUUUAGUUUUUAUUUUAUAAUCCUUUUGGAUUUUAUCUGGUCGAUCACUCGUUUGUGUCUCUGAUUCUCUCCAUAUCCCGUGGAUUCGCAUCUGGAUUUGUUUUCAAUUACAUUCUCGUGGCUUCCCUUUCUCGGAUCCAUUUGAUAUCCUCUAAUCAAUCUCUGAAAAAUGGCGGAUGUAGCGAAGGAUUUAGCUUCAGGGACUGUUGGAGGAGCAGCUCAGCUAAUUGUAGGUCAUCCCUUUGACACAAUCAAGGUCAAACUUCAGAGCCAGCCGACUCCAGCACCAGGUCAAGCUCCAAGGUACUCAGGUGCAAUCGAUGCGGUUAAACAGACCGUUGCUGCUGAAGGACCAAGGGGUUUGUUCAAAGGUAUGGGAGCUCCUCUUGCAACCGUUGCUGCCUUCAAUGCGGUUUUGUUCACCGUGAGAGGACAAAUGGAAGGGCUGUUUAGGUCUGAAGCUGGAGUUCCUUUGACUAUUCGUCAACAGUUUGUGUGCGGUGCAGGCGCUGGUUUCGCUGUUGCGUUCCUUGCUUGCCCUACAGAGUUGAUCAAAUGCAGGUUGCAAGCACAAGGUGGACUAGCCAGGGCUACUACCACAGGCUCAGUGCUUGCAGCUGUGAAAUACGGUGGACCGAUGGACGUAGCCCGUCAUGUACUACGAUCUGAAGGCGGCACACGAGGUCUAUUCAAAGGUUUAGUCCCGACUUUCGCCCGUGAAGUCCCGGGGAAUGCAAUGAUGUUUGCAGCCUACGAAGCUUUCAAGCGGUUUUUAGCCGGUGGUUCAGACACUUCAAGCUUAGGACAAGGGUCACUGAUCAUGGCGGGUGGAGUUGCUGGUGCGUCGUUUUGGGGAAUUGUCUAUCCGACCGAUGUCGUGAAGAGUGUUCUUCAAGUCGACGAUUACAAGAACCCGAAAUACACGGGGUCGAUGGAUGCUUUCCGAAAGAUUCUGAAGUCGGAAGGAGUUAAAGGUUUGUAUAAAGGAUUUGGUCCAGCCAUGGCUAGGAGUGUUCCUGCUAACGCUGCUUGCUUCUUGGCUUAUGAGAUGACAAGGUCAAGCUUGGGAUAAACUGGUUCGGUUUGGUUUAACUGUUGGUUGUAUUGGUGGAUGUUCCAUUGAAUUUAACCUUUCGGUUUUUAGAUGAUCCUUCUAAAAUUUCAGCAAAAUUUAUGUAAUCCCUUACACAGUUUAUUUCUAUAUCUCUUACACAGCU
This is a messenger RNA of Camelina sativa (false flax), 1535 nucleotides long. Its product is annotated as mitochondrial carnitine/acylcarnitine carrier-like protein. NCBI's taxonomy places the organism in Eukaryota, Viridiplantae, Streptophyta, Magnoliopsida, Brassicales, Brassicaceae. Gene Ontology annotation, molecular function: L-ornithine transmembrane transporter activity. Gene Ontology annotation, biological process: mitochondrial L-ornithine transmembrane transport. The record is from RefSeq and is a predicted model, not a curated record.